AACAGUGCCAGGAAAGAAGAAGAGACAGACAGAGAAAGCGUUGGAAGGACAACAUAAAAGAAUGGACCGGCAUGCUAUUGAAUGAGGUUCUAACUAAGGCUAAGGACAGAGAGGAAUGGAGCAGGACGGUCGACGAAUUUUGCGUGGUGCACCAACGGUCCAACAGACUAAGGGAUAGGAUAGUAGACAGAACACUUCAUUAUGGACAACAUCUUGCAAGACAGCACAAGAGAUGUUGAAGAGGACUCAGAACCUAUUUGUAAAAAAGCCAAGUUGAGCAAUGGCAAAACAAAUGCAGAUGCUGUGAUUCAGUUGGAAAGUAAUUCAGAAGAGGCUAGCAAAGAAAGCAUCCGAAGUAAUGACAUUGGCAUAAGUGUUGAGGUUCCACCAGCUGAGAAGCUUCUGCCUCUGACAGAGUCACAGGCAGGCAUAACAGAAUAUUUGAGCGAUCAUGAAGGUUUCAGUGCAAUCAUUAAACAAAGGUACUCAGACUUUAUUGUCCAUGAAAUAGACAAAGAGGGCAAUGUUGUUCAGCUGACAGACUUGGCAGUGCCAGAGGAUGACCAGCAUGAAGAGACUGCACCUGAAACCGAAAAGGUUACAGAAAGUUGUCCUGAAAUAACAGAAGACAUUCUAAUGAAGCUUGAUCAACUCGCUAACAGUGGAGAUAAAAAGAGCACAGUUGAUGUUGUUGCGCCAGAAGAUAAAGAACGCAGAACACAGAUUCACUUGAUUAUAAAGAAAAGAUUCCCUCAGCUGGAGACUAAGACUGUUGACAAGGAUGGUCAAAAGUUCAUCCAAGCUCUUUUGAGAUCAGGAAAUUCUCGUGGCUCUAAUAAUGAGGAAUGGCCAAAGUCCAAGAAAGCUUGCCAGUUUGUCAAGUUUGUGCUCUAUAAGGAGAACAAAGACACCAUGGACGCACUGGGUCUCAUUUCUAAACUGCUGAAAGUGAAAGAAGGUUUGUUCCAGUACGCAGGCACUAAAGACAAAAGAGCUAAGACAACCCAGGAGGUGACAGCCAACAGAAUUCAUCCUAAGAAACUGGCAUUCUUGAACAAAAUGUUACGGAAUAUGGCAGUUGGUAAUUUUAGGUAUGUCAAAGAACCACUGAAGCUUGGACAGUUAUCAGGGAAUGAGUUUACUAUUGUACUAAGGAAUGUCCAGGCUAGCCCUGAAAAAGUGGACACUGUCCUGGCAUCGCUCAAGUCUGAAGGUUUCAUCAAUUAUUAUGGCAUGCAGCGCUUCGGCACAACCUCAGUGCCGACUCACAAAGUUGGUAGUGCCUUGCUCCAUGGUGACUGGGAGAAAGCCAUCGACUUGAUUCUAAUGCCCAGAGAUGCUCAACUAUCGAAGGAUGAGUUUCAGAAAAAGUGGAAGGAGACGCAUGAUCCUAAAGCAACGUUGGAGUUGACCCCCAGAUACUGUGGUCUGGAGAGAAACUUGUUAUCUGCUUUGGUCAAAAAUAUGAAGCCAUUCAAUGCACUAGAAAAGAUAGCCAGAAACACUCGUAUGCUGUAUGUUCACAGCUACCAAGCGUACGUAUGGAACCAGAUGGUUUCUAAACGCAUGAAAGAAUUAGGGAAAAAAGUUGUGAUUGGUGACCUGGUACUUCCUCGGGACAGUGAUCAAGAGAUUCCAAUUAGUGUAACACAAGACAAUCUGGCAAGCUUUACUUUACAAGACGUUGUCCUACCAUUACCUGGCUAUGACAUCAUCUAUCCUAACAAUGACGUCAAAGACUGGUACAAGAAAACUUUAGAGGCUGAUGGUUUAGAUAUGAAUAAUAUGAAGAGACCACAAAAAGACUAUUCACUGCCUGGAGCUUACAGACACGUUGUUGUCCAGCCUUCGUUGGUCAGCUGGUCACACCAACCCUACGAUGACUACACUCUGCCGCUUGUGCUGAGUGACCUUGACCUGGUCAAGGAGGUGGAGCCACCACAAAAUACUAGUGAAGGAAAACUAAAGUCUGUUAUUUUGACGCUGAGGUUACCUACUUCCUGUUACGCCACAAUGGCUUUGAGAGAAGCUUUGCGUGUGGACACAUCAUCAGCUCAUCAGACUACACUGAAUGUCUUGUCAUGACACGUCUUGUGUACGUGUGUGUGUAUCAGUAUGUCUUGCAAGUGUGCAUGGUUUGCUAUGUGUCAUAUCAGCUGAAUGAACAGACAGUGAAAGCAGCAGAAAGUUGUGUUGUUAAAACUUUUAAUGUGUUCAGGGAAUAAAACUUUGUUGUUUUAUUGAA
This is a messenger RNA of Biomphalaria glabrata, 2245 nucleotides long. Its product is annotated as pseudouridylate synthase 7 homolog. The transcript is spliced from 16 exons. Bases 202 to 2085 code for a protein of 627 amino acids. Gene Ontology annotation, biological process: pseudouridine synthesis. Gene Ontology annotation, molecular function: pseudouridine synthase activity; RNA binding. Gene Ontology annotation, cellular component: nucleus. Lineage: Eukaryota; Metazoa; Mollusca; Gastropoda; Planorbidae. The record is from RefSeq and is a predicted model, not a curated record.